UCCGGCCCAACAAGUCCCGCUCAGGAUGUCUGCUCGGGCGCCUGAUCUGCUGGCAUCCCGCAUCCAGUUUUGACUCUGAGUGUAUGAUGUCAAAUCCAGAGGGAAUGUUCCCUGGAGUUGAUGGCCUCGACUCCAGGCAGCUCCAGAUGGAACCAGAUGAAUUGGACACGUUGAAAGAAGGGGAAGAUCCAGCUGACCGGAUGCAUCACUUUUUGACCAUCUAUAACCUUCAGCCCCUGAGAAAUCAUCCCACAGUUUUUGCCCCUGGAGUCCCUGUUAUUGCACAAGUCGUAGGCACUGAGAGAUACACCAGUGGAUCCAAGGUGGGCACGAGCACACUUUACUCUGUCCAACUCUCUCAUGGUGAUUUCACGUGGACAACAAAGAAGAAAUUCCGAAAUUUCCAAGAACUUCAUAGAGACCUGCUGAGACACAAAGUUUUGAUGAGUCUCCUUCCUCUGGCCCGGUUUGCAGUUGCCUAUUCCCCUUCCCAAGAAGUGGCUGCUACGGUGGAAAUUCCCUCUUUGCCCAGAGUAGGUUCUGAGGGCUCCUCCAGACACAGAGCCAGCAAACAGAAAUACCUAGAGAAUUAUCUCAACCACCUCCUGGCCAUUUCAUUCUACCGCAACUACCAUGCCAUGACAGAGUUUCUAGAGGUCAGUCCCUUCUCCUUCAUACCUGACCUUGGUCCCAAAGGAUUGGAAGGUUUGAUUCGAAAACGCUCAGGAGGUCACCGAGUUCCUGGUUUUACCUGCUGUGGCCGAGGUCAAGUUUGUUACCGAUGGUCCAAGAGGUGGCUGGUGGUAAAAGACUCCUUCUUGUUGUACAUGCGCCCAGAGACAGGCUCUAUCUCCUUUGUCCAGCUUUUUGACCCUGAAUUUGAGGUCCAGGUUGGGAAACAAAGCACAGAAGCACGUUAUGGGGUCCGAAUCGACACUUCUCACAGGUCCCUGAUCCUCAAGUGUAACAGUUACCGGCAGGCUCGAUGGUGGGGUCAGGAAAUCACAGAACUAGCUCAGGGUCAGGGUCGUGACUUUUUACAACUACACAGACACCAGAGCUAUGCUCCACUCAGGCCAGGAACGAUGGCCAGAUGGUUUGUAAAUGGAGCUGGUUACUUUGCAGCUGUGGCUGAUGCCAUUCUUCAGGCCAGGGAGGAAAUCUUCAUUGCAGAUUGGUGGUUGAGUCCUGAAAUUUAUCUGAAGCGUCCAGCCCAUUCUGAUGACUGGAGACUGGAUGUUAUGCUCAAAAAGAAGGCAGAGGAGGGUGUUCGGAUUUCUGUGUUACUGUUUAAGGAAGUGGAAUUGGCCUUGGGCAUCAACAGUGGCUAUAGCAAGAAGGCUUUGAUGCAGCUGCACCCUAAUGUCAAGGUGAUGCGUCACCCAGACAAUGUGACACUAUGGGCCCACCACGAGAAGCUGCUGGUUGUGGACCAAGUCGUGGCUUUCAUGGGAGGGCUUGACCUUGCCUAUGGUCGAUGGGAUGAUCUGCACUAUCGGAUCACUGACCUAGAGGGCUAUAAUGGAACUACCACCCCACAGCUGCCCAGCCCAUGCUCAAGACUUCCUGUUGCCCCUGACCUCUCCCACAACCAACUGUUCUGGCUGGGCAAGGAUUACAGCAAUUUCAUCACCAAGGAUUGGGUACAACUGGACCGGCCCUUUGAGGAUUUUAUUGACAGAGAGUCAAUGCCCCGGAUGCCAUGGAGAGACGUGGGGGUUGUUGUCCACGGGUCAGCAGCACGAGACCUUGCUCGACAUUUCAUCCAGCGUUGGAAUUUUACCAAGACCACAAAGGCCAAGUACAAAAUCCCUCCAUACCCAUAUCUGCUACCCAAGUCAACCAGCACAGCCAACCAGUUACCAUUUGCUCUCCCUGGAGGGCAAUGUGUUACUGUACAGGUCCUUCGAUCAAUAGAUCGUUGGUCAGCUGGGACCUCUGAGAGCUCCAUCCUCAAUGCAUACCUACAUACUAUUCGGGAGAGCCGUCAUUUUAUCUACAUUGAGAAUCAGUUCUUCAUCAGCUGCUCAGAUGGACGGACAGUUCUGAACACAGUGGGAGAUGCUAUUGUGGAAAGGAUUCUCAGAGCCCACAAGCAACAGCAGCGGUUUCGGGUAUAUGUGCUACUCCCCCUGCUCCCUGGGUUUGAAGGCGAUAUCUCCACAGGUGGUGGAAAUUCUAUCCAAGCUAUUCUGCACUUCACUUACAGGACUCUUUGCCGUGGUGAAUAUUCAAUCCUGCAUCGCCUCAAAGCUGCCAUGGGUACAUUAUGGCGAAACUAUGUGUCAGUGUGUGGGCUCCGAACCCAUGGAGAGCUGGGUGAAAAGCUGAUGUCUGAGCUCAUCUACAUCCAUAGCAAGUUGCUCAUUGCCGAUGACAGGACAGUCAUCAUAGGCUCAGCAAACAUCAAUGACCGCAGCCUCCUAGGGAAGCGGGACAGUGAGCUAGCAGUACUUAUUGAAGACACUGAGAUGGAGCCAUCCCUUAUGGAUGGAGAAGAGUACCAGGCUGGGAGGUUUGCCCUCAGUCUCCGGAAACACUGCUUCAGCACCGUCCUGGGGGCAGAGUCUCAGCCUGAACUGGAUCUCCGGGAUCCUGUCUGUGACACCUUCUUCCAGCUGUGGCAGAAGACAGCUGAGAGAAAUGCCAACAUCUAUGAGCAGAUAUUUCGUUGCCUGCCAUCCAAUGCAACUCGAUCACUUCGAGUGCUUCGGGAAUAUGGGAUCGUAGAGCCUCUGGCCACUGUUAGUCCUGAGAUAGCCUGUUCAGAACUCACUCAAAUCCAAGGGCACCUUGUUCAUUUUCCACUCAAAUUCCUAGAAGAAGAAUCACUGUUACCUCCGCUGGGUAGCAAGGAGGGAGUCAUACCCCUGGAAGUAUGGACAUAGCCCAGAAACGCACCCCCCCUUUUUUUGAGAGUUGGGGCUAGUGAGAGAACUAUGGAAAACCAAAUUCUGUACCUGGCAUCUUUUCUCUCUCUUCACACUCAAAAUGAGGACAAACAAAUCUCUCACAAAUACAGAGGAUGCACAGAAAGGCUUCACUCUGCAGGAGAGGGGGAAGGUAUGUCUUAAAGGAGAAACAAUAUGAUAGAACACAGAAUUGAAAGGCAGGAGACCUGGGUUCCAGUCCUAGCUUUGAAACCAACUAACUAGCUGUGACCUUGGACAAGUCAUUUGCUCCAAGGCCUUAGUUACUUCAUUUCUCAGUGGAAUGAAGGGGUUCAAUCAGGUGACCUAAAUCUGACAUUCUAGGAACCUCAACUCAUUCCUGGAGCAACUGAGGAGUGGGUUGAGGGGUGGAGUGGAAAUGAUGCAGAGAGAUACCUCUCUCCUACCUAUCAUCUACUUCUCUCAAUUUCCUGAAUUAAGUUCAAAUUCCAGAAAAGAAAGAUCCAGUCUUCCAAUCUUCUCUUCUUCCUCCAGCCCUGAUCAGCUGCUGCCAGCUUCAGAAUUCUGAGUCCCUAUCAAUACCCCAGUUCAUCCCACCACUAAAGGCGCACAAUCACUUACCCUAGCCUGCUUACAGACACUGAGUACUUAGAUACUUUAUGUCAAGUACAUAUUCAUUUUAUAAAUAAAGGGUUUUUUUAAAGUUUUAAAAAA
Gracilinanus agilis (Agile Gracile Mouse Opossum) is the source of this 3605-nucleotide messenger RNA. RefSeq names its product phospholipase D2 (gene PLD2). The record is from RefSeq and is a predicted model, not a curated record. Gene Ontology annotation, molecular function: phosphatidylinositol binding; D-type glycerophospholipase activity. The transcript has 25 exons. The coding region runs from base 84 to 2888 and encodes 934 amino acids. Gene Ontology annotation, biological process: cell motility; phosphatidic acid biosynthetic process; intracellular signal transduction. NCBI's taxonomy places the organism in Eukaryota, Metazoa, Chordata, Mammalia, Didelphimorphia, Didelphidae.